CAACGCCAGGACGUUAGCCAACCAGUACCACAUUUCCAGGGCUGACGCGCGGGACAUCGUACGGUUAUGCGGCUCUUGCGCCACAUACACACCCGUCGUAUCAACGGGAGUUAACCCCAGGGGAUUGAUUCCUGGCGACACUUGGCAAAUGGAUGUCACACAUAUGAUAGAAUUCGGAUCUCUUAAAUAUGUUCAUGUCUCUACGGACACCUGCUCUCAUAUUAUAUUUGCGACUGCUAAAACUGGCAAAAAGGUGUCUCAUGUAAUCAAUCACUGCCUGACAGCUUGGGCCGCAUGGGACAAACCAAAAAUAUUAAAAACUGAUAAUGGACCAGCUUAUACAAGCAGAGCCUUUAAUGAGUUCUGUGAAAAAAUGGGGGUACAGUUAAAACAUGGCAUCCCAUACAAUCCCCAAGGUCAAAAAAUUAUUAAAAGGGCUCAUAGGAGCCUUAAAAAAAUUCUACAAAAACAAAAAGGGGGAAUAAGUCAGGGCCUGCCCCCAAAGGCACGGCUCUCCAUGGCACUGUUCACAUACAAUUUUCUGAACCUGAAUAACAACAAUCACUCCCCGGCCAUGGAACAUUGUAAUCCAUCUCCUGGCAAUAGGGGAUGGGUGAAAUGGAAAGAUGUCCUGACGGGACAAUGGAUGGGCCCGGAUCCAGUAGUUAGCUGGAACCGAGGUGCGGUUUGUGUUUUCCCACAGGAACCAGGACGAGAACCAUUGUGGGUCCCAGAACGGCUGACGCGCGUGGCGAAUCCAACGAAACAUAAUGCAGGAGACACUCCAAAACUCAACGGCAGCGGACAGCCUAAUCAAGAUCGGUCCGACCAGGAUAUUGCUGCUCGACCGAGGAAUACCGUAUGACUUAUGGGACACAGUAAUGAUUAUGCUCUCGAUAGUAAUUGGCUCUCUUUUAGGGUACGGUGCAGCCAGAGUGGCUAGGCCACGCCGCCUUCCGGCAGCCCCCUUCCUUCUGGUUUUGAUGCUCACCACCACUACUGAAAUAGGAGCAGACUUGGUGUGGGCAGCAAUACAUCAUCCGCCAGCGCUAGCCGCUAUCUCCACCACAGCCCCCUCUCUCCCAAAGUUGUAUGCAAAAAACUGCUCCGCCAGAUUGCCUUGCAUACCAGAUAUACCGUUAACCAUCAGACCCAUACGUUUUGACCUUCCCAUCACCAAUGAUGUGGUCAUUUUUUCCACUAAUAGUAACCCCUCGUGUCACCGGGGAUCCUGCGUUAGCUUCCUGCCCCUCCUUGUAAAAUGGUACAAUACCUCCCUGACGGUGAGGUUGUCUGUCCCAUCCCUGCAUUCGCCUGGAUGUUUUAAAGCUGGCACACUUAGCGGCGGAGUCAUCACUUUUAACUCAACCUGCAAACCCCGAGCAGCCAUGCACACCCGUCCCGAUUUCCCCACAUGCCCAUACCGUGUGUCCCCAAGCCGAAAAAGACAGAUGGUGGACCUGUCACAACUUUCAUGGCAGCCCUGUACUGUCGACGGCGUGGGAGUGACUCAUCUAAACAUGUCUUGGUGGUCCCGGUUCUCUCCUCCAUCCGGUAGUAACAACAUAUUCGCGUUGACCUGGUGGGAGUCCUACCUGAGAGUGAACAACAAGUGGGCAAUAAGCUUCCCCUUCCCCCUUAAUGAAAAUUGGUUGUGCCUCUCCACCGGAGCCUGCAUGGACUUAAGACCCAUGCUCGCUAUUAACGCUUCUGCCUCUAAUGGAACCACCAAUGUCACCCUUAAUUCUGAGGCUGCAUGCGUAAAACCGCCCUACUUAUGGGUAUUCUCUGCUGACAUCUCCUUUAAGUGCAGUAACCAACCAUGCUUUACAGGGAACUGCUGAAAUGGGUCUUUCCCGUAUGCUAUGUUGGCUCUUCGACCCCCACUGAUGUGGGUUCCCUUUAACGAAUCUGUUUGGGUUCAUCCCGUCUAUCAGCAGGACCAACUACCCAUGCUCAGACGUAAGAGAGAUUUUGAGAUCACAGCGGCCCUGACAGCACUGUUCGUGACUCUGACUGCGACGGCUGUGACGGCUGCCGUUGCUCUGACCCAGUCUACGCUGACGGCUCAGGCCUUUACCAAUCUUACGGACACCACCUCCCUGGCGCUGAGGGAGCAACAAGAAGUCAACCUCCUCCAGCACAACGCCAUAAUGGCGUUACAGCAGCAGAUCGACCUAAUCGCUCAGGAAGUCCAGGGACUCUGGGAGGUGGCUAACAAUUUAUGUGACGCCAGAUGGGCAUUCACCCAGUUGUGCGUUACCCCCAUCCAGGUCAACCGUUCGGCUUACAGGCAAUUUCAGGAUUAUGUUCUCACCACCUAUAAUUCUUCCUUUUGGAACGCUAGCGUGCGCCUGGAUAUGACUAUCCGGCAGCUAGAUCAGAUAGAGGUGCCUAUACUUACAGCCUCCUUUUUUGAUGAUGUCCUAAGCCAGAUAGGCUCUUUCUUCAAACCUUCGUCACUUCUUGCGUAUGGGAUCAUUCUUGCUCUUGUGGCUGUCACUCUCGUGACUCUUAGGUGCCUGCGGUCGAUAAGGGCGACCCAAAAGACACAUAUGACAUUGAUGAUGUUGCUGGCCCAGAGUCAAGGGGAUUCCACACCUAGCGUUUUCUGGGCUCAGGCUAGAAAGGCACGGCUCCUUUAACCAGUACGUGGCUGCCCUCGCCAUUAUUCUUACGGAUGUUCUAGUAUUAUUACGUACGUCUCCUUCCCCGUCGCGGCUGCGAACUUAGACUAGAAGGACCCCACGCUUAAGGCGUGUUCCCAUUGAUAAUUAGAAAAUAGUAAUUAGUGAUUGUAGUGAACGGGGAUUAUGGUUGGUAAUUAGUGAUUACGCGGUUCCUCAAAUGUCACUCGGCAGACCCCUCCGUGUCUCCCCCAAGAUAUAAGCUUUAAGAGUUGAGUGGGCAAGCCAACGACGGGUAAGACGGGAGAAGUUCUCCUGAUCAACCUAAGACAGGCUCUACUCCAAGGGUCCUCUAGGGAGUAAGAGUUAUGACAUUGAGAUGCGAGACCAAGGGUACUACAGUGCCAUCCGCCUCAAGGGUUGAGGGGAAGGCAGGAAUGAAUGUCUAUAUGCAUCCAGGUUCGGUUCACAAAAGCCUGGCCCUGCGAAAAAAUGAACCACUCACCUUGAGCAUGGUCCUGGCGCAAGGAUAUGUACGAGACAAGGUGAUACACAGCAGGGUAUAGACCUCUACAUUCUCUCAUGCCUCGGCCUGCGAAAUAGGCCCACUCCCAGACACCUCACAUGGACCCACAGACCACACUAUCUUAAUAAAUAAAGAAGGGGGAGAUGUUGGGAGCCUGGCCGAGUGAUAUGAGGCCUGUGGUGAGGAGUGAAGCCUGAGCUAGAUUGCCCCUCCCGUCGACCGAGUGAUAUGAGGCCUGUGGUGAGGAGUGAAGCCUGAGCUAGAUUACCCCUCCCAUCGAGUAUGCCAAGAUGGCGCCCAUUUCCUGCUCCCUAGCUAGUAAACAACACGCCCUGUAAGCUAGUCUGCCCAGCAACAGCUGACGCUGGCCAAUCAGCUCGUCUUGCCUACUUUGAUGUGAUUGGUCGAUGUGUCCAUAUAUAUGCUGACACCACCCCUGGGGCGAAAACACACACACCAAGAAGAGGGACUGCUGAGAGAAGCACACAAGGAGCCGUAGGGAACGGACCAGAGGAGGCUUCCCUCAGGCGGGAUCCGAGAUCCCGGAACAGGGCGUACGGAGAGAGAAAAUAAACCAGAGGCUAUCCGCCGACUACUCGUGUCGUGUGUUUUUUCCUGCCGGCCGGGAUCGACACCGACAUUUGGUGGCCCGUACGGGGAACUGAUCACCCCCGAGACGAGGCGGACGACGCUCCAGUAUUGCUCUGCAGGACAGGAACCAGGACGAGAACCAUUGUGGGUCCCAGAACGGCUGACGCGCGUGGCGAAUCCAACGAAACAUAAUGCAGGAGACACUCCAAAACUCAACGGCAGCGGACAGCCUAAUCAAGAUCGGUCCGACCAGGAUAUUGCUGCUCGACCGAGGAAUACCGUAUGACUUAUGGGACACAGUAAUGAUUAUGCUCUCGAUAGUAAUUGGCUCUCUUUUAGGGUACGGUGCAGCCAGAGUGGCUAGGCCACGCCGCCUUCCGGCAGCCCCCUUCCUUCUGGUUUUGAUGCUCACCACCACUACUGAAAUAGGAGCAGACUUGGUGUGGGCAGCAAUACAUCAUCCGCCAGCGCUAGCCGCUAUCUCCACCACAGCCCCCUCUCUCCCAAAGUUGUAUGCAAAAAACUGCUCCGCCAGAUUGCCUUGCAUACCAGAUAUACCGUUAACCAUCAGACCCAUACGUUUUGACCUUCCCAUCACCAAUGAUGUGGUCAUUUUUUCCACUAAUAGUAACCCCUCGUGUCACCGGGGAUCCUGCGUUAGCUUCCUGCCCCUCCUUGUAAAAUGGUACAAUACCUCCCUGACGGUGAGGUUGUCUGUCCCAUCCCUGCAUUCGCCUGGAUGUUUUAAAGCUGGCACACUUAGCGGCGGAGUCAUCACUUUUAACUCAACCUGCAAACCCCGAGCAGCCAUGCACACCCGUCCCGAUUUCCCCACAUGCCCAUACCGUGUGUCCCCAAGCCGAAAAAGACAGAUGGUGGACCUGUCACAACUUUCAUGGCAGCCCUGUACUGUCGACGGCGUGGGAGUGACUCAUCUAAACAUGUCUUGGUGGUCCCGGUUCUCUCCUCCAUCCGGUAGUAACAACAUAUUCGCGUUGACCUGGUGGGAGUCCUACCUGAGAGUGAACAACAAGUGGGCAAUAAGCUUCCCCUUCCCCCUUAAUGAAAAUUGGUUGUGCCUCUCCACCGGAGCCUGCAUGGACUUAAGACCCAUGCUCGCUAUUAACGCUUCUGCCUCUAAUGGAACCACCAAUGUCACCCUUAAUUCUGAGGCUGCAUGCGUAAAACCGCCCUACUUAUGGGUAUUCUCUGCUGACAUCUCCUUUAAGUGCAGUAACCAACCAUGCUUUACAGGGAACUGCUGAAAUGGGUCUUUCCCGUAUGCUAUGUUGGCUCUUCGACCCCCACUGAUGUGGGUUCCCUUUAACGAAUCUGUUUGGGUUCAUCCCGUCUAUCAGCAGGACCAACUACCCAUGCUCAGACGUAAGAGAGAUUUUGAGAUCACAGCGGCCCUGACAGCACUGUUCGUGACUCUGACUGCGACGGCUGUGACGGCUGCCGUUGCUCUGACCCAGUCUACGCUGACGGCUCAGGCCUUUACCAAUCUUAUGGACACCACCUCCCUGGCGCUGAGGGAGCAACAAGAAGUCAACCUCCUCCAGCACAACGCCAUAAUGGCGUUACAGCAGCAGAUCGACCUAAUCGCUCAGGAAGUCCAGGGACUCUGGGAGGUGGCUAACAAUUUAUGUGACGCCAGAUGGGCAUUCACCCAGUUGUGCGUUACCCCCAUCCAGGUCAACCGUUCGGCUUACAGGCAAUUUCAGGAUUAUGUUCUCACCACCUAUAAUUCUUCCUUUUGGAACGCUAGCGUGCGCCUGGAUAUGACUAUCCGGCAGCUAGAUCAGAUAGAGGUGCCUAUACUUACAGCCUCCUUUUUUGAUGAUGUCCUAAGCCAGAUAGGCUCUUUCUUCAAACCUUCGUCACUUCUUGCGUAUGGGAUCAUUCUUGCUCUUGUGGCUGUCACUCUCGUGACUCUUAGGUGCCUGCGGUCGAUAAGGGCGACCCAAAAGACACAUAUGACAUUGAUGAUGUUGCUGGCCCAGAGUCAAGGGGAUUCCACACCUAGCGUUUUCUGGGCUCAGGCUAGAAAGGCACGGCUCCUUUAACCAGUACGUGGCUGCCCUCGCCAUUAUUCUUACGGAUGUUCUAGUAUUAUUACGUACGUCUCCUUCCCCGUCGCGGCUGCGAACUUAGACUAGAAGGACCCCACGCUUAAGGCGUGUUCCCAUUGAUAAUUAGAAAAUAGUAAUUAGUGAUUGUAGUGAACGGGGAUUAUGGUUGGUAAUUAGUGAUUACGCGGUUCCUCAAAUGUCACUCGGCAGACCCCUCCGUGUCUCCCCCAAGAUAUAAGCUUUAAGAGUUGAGUGGGCAAGCCAACGACGGGUAAGACGGGAGAAGUUCUCCUGAUCAACCUAAGACAGGCUCUACUCCAAGGGUCCUCUAGGGAGUAAGAGUUAUGACAUUGAGAUGCGAGACCAAGGGUACUACAGUGCCAUCCGCCUCAAGGGUUGAGGGGAAGGCAGGAAUGAAUGUCUAUAUGCAUCCAGGUUCGGUUCACAAAAGCCUGGCCCUGCGAAAAAAUGAACCACUCACCUUGAGCAUGGUCCUGGCGCAAGGAUAUGUACGAGACAAGGUGAUACACAGCAGGGUAUAGACCUCUACAUUCUCUCAUGCCUCGGCCUGCGAAAUAGGCCCACUCCCAGACACCUCACAUGGACCCACAGACCACACUAUCUUAAUAAAUAAAGAAGGGGGAGAUGUUGGGAGCCUGGCCGAGUGAUAUGAGGCCUGUGGUGAGGAGUGAAGCCUGAGCUAGAUUGCCCCUCCCGUCGACCGAGUGAUAUGAGGCCUGUGGUGAGGAGUGAAGCCUGAGCUAGAUUACCCCUCCCAUCGAGUAUGCCAAGAUGGCGCCCAUUUCCUGCUCCCUAGCUAGUAAACAACACGCCCUGUAAGCUAGUCUGCCCAGCAACAGCUGACGCUGGCCAAUCAGCUCGUCUUGCCUACUUUGAUGUGAUUGGUCGAUGUGUCCAUAUAUAUGCUGACACCACCCCUGGGGCGAAAACACACACACCAAGAAGAGGGACUGCUGAGAGAAGCACACAAGGAGCCGUAGGGAACGGACCAGAGGAGGCUUCCCUCAGGCGGGAUCCGAGAUCCCGGAACAGGGCGUACGGAGAGAGAAAAUAAACCAGAGGCUAUCCGCCGA
Messenger RNA from Cavia porcellus (domestic guinea pig), 6910 nucleotides. RefSeq lists its product as uncharacterized. The record is from RefSeq and is a predicted model, not a curated record. The transcript is spliced from 2 exons. Lineage: Eukaryota; Metazoa; Chordata; Mammalia; Rodentia; Caviidae. Bases 5031 to 5810 code for a protein of 259 amino acids.